ACCCACUCAGUACUCUGCUAGUCCCUAACUUGCCUUUGGGCAGGAAAAAGAAACUUGUGAGAAAUCAAAACUGCACUGCAGAGUUGGUCACAGAGAAGAGCCCACUGUCCAGAUUCACGUGUCCUGCUUCAGCACCAUGAGCAACACGACCCAGACCUUCUCCCAGGCCCAUGUUGGCCUCCCUCCAAACUAUGAAAAGAUUCAGGAGGAGCAUGAAAUCGCCGUGCUAGGGGGCACCCAUGGUCCGGUUCCCCCAACAUCCACUGUGAUCAACAUCCGCAGCGACACUGCUGUGCCUGACCAUGUGGUCUGGUCCCUCUUCAACACGAUCUUCAUGAACACGUGCUGCCUGGGCUUCAUAGCCUUUGCCUUCUCCAUAAAGUCUAGGGACAGGAAGAUGGUGGGCGAUGUGAUCGGGGCCCAGAGCUACGCCUCCACUGCCAAGUGCCUGAACAUCAGCGCCCUGGUCUUGAGCAUCAUCAUGAUCAUUGUUUUCAUCACAUUAUAUGCUGCAACCAUCACAGCAAUCAUCCAAAACUUGUCUCAGUCGAAAAUAGAUUCUCAGGGUUACUAGUUCUGUUGUGCUCUCCCCUUCACAGCUGCCUGAUCCUGGGCUAGGGCCUGCCCUUUGCCCCACUCCCUGACCAACUUCUACAAUUGGAAUCAAUAAAGUGUGUACGUUCUUA
Messenger RNA from Cavia porcellus (domestic guinea pig), 686 nucleotides. RefSeq names its product interferon-induced transmembrane protein 2-like. Gene Ontology annotation, cellular component: plasma membrane. Bases 137 to 574 code for a protein of 145 amino acids. Lineage: Eukaryota; Metazoa; Chordata; Mammalia; Rodentia; Caviidae. Gene Ontology annotation, biological process: response to type II interferon; response to interferon-alpha; host-mediated suppression of symbiont invasion. The transcript has 2 exons. The record is from RefSeq and is a predicted model, not a curated record.